Molecule: messenger RNA, 1298 nt
Organism: Linepithema humile (Argentine ant)
Lineage: Eukaryota; Metazoa; Arthropoda; Insecta; Hymenoptera; Formicidae
Source: RefSeq, a predicted model, not a curated record
GUUGUAUUACGUGUGCGGGGACCUUCUUCGCAGGUUUCUGUAUGCGGAGUGGUGCGGAGGCCGUUUAGGCUAUUCGGUGAACAGAGUUGACGGAAUUUUGUGGAAUUUAUUUUCAGAAUUGGCUGUUAUAGGAAUUUGACAUUCAACAACGAUGUUCAGCAACCGCAUGUCAACAAUCUUGCGGUUGGCCGCACAGGAGCAGCAAUGGCAGCAGCAGAGAGGCAUGGCCACUCUCAAGGCUAUCUCUAUACGUUUGAAAUCCGUCAAGAAUAUUCAAAAGAUUACACAAUCCAUGAAGAUGGUGUCAGCAGCCAAGUAUAAUCGUGCGGAGCGUGACUUGAAACAAGCUCGUCCUCUUGGUGUUGGUACAAAGAUAUUUUAUGAGCAGGCUGAUAUCCAAGCACCAUCUGAGGAGCCAAAGAAGCUUGUCAUCGCUGUGACCAGCGAUCGUGGCCUAUGUGGUGCUGUGCAUACCGGUGUGUCCCGUAAUAUUCGCGACCGAUUGCUGGCUGAUUCCAAAGAACGUGAGAACACAAAGAUUAUAUGCAUUGGUGAGAAGUCCCGAGCAAUUCUCCAGCGACUGUUUGCGAACAACAUACUCUUUGUUGCAUCCGAAGUCGGUCGUAAACCACCGACAUUCAACGAUGCAGCUAAAGUAGCCAUACAAGUCAUGAACAGCGGUUAUUCCUUCGGCUCUGGACGUAUAGUUUACAACAAAUUUAAGUCCGUAGUGUCAUACGCGGUUGACGAUCUGCCGUUAUUCGAUAAAAACGCAGUGGUCACUGCGCCAAAACUGUCGGUAUAUGACUCGUUGGACGAGGAGGUGAUACAGAGUUACUUGGAAUUUUCGCUUGCCUCAUUGUUAUUUUACUCAAUGAAGGAAGGUGCUUGCAGCGAACAGUCCAGCCGUAUGACAGCAAUGGACAAUGCCAGCAAGAACGCCGGUGAAAUGAUCGACAAACUCACUCUCACAUUCAAUCGUACUCGGCAAGCUGUGAUCACCAGAGAAUUGAUUGAAAUUAUCUCUGGUGCCGCUGCGCUGGCUUAAGAAUAUUUCAAAGAAAUAUUAGUUUCUCAAUUUAUAGAGACGGUAACUAGAAUGAAAAUAUGUUGCUGGAGAAAAAAGAACGGAGAGGAAAGCUGUGAACAUAUGUUAAGCUGCCGAAAUAUUAAAUUCUCGAUCAACUUGGAUGGACUUCGAUCUUCAGAGUUACUUUGUAAACAUCAAGAAUGGUAUAUACUUAUUAUCUGUUAUUUAUAUGUCCAAGUUGUUCAAUAAAUCAACCGAAUUAUAAAAG